UAAUCCAGGCUUUUUUGUUUGUUUUCAUCCUGCCACACAAAAGAAAAACUUCUUGUGAGACUGCUGCAGUGGAGGCAAGUGUAAGAGGCGGAGUGGGGAUGACAGAAGAAAGGUGUCUCAAAGUGGAGCACUAUGUUGGUGAAAUUAAAGGUGGCCUGAGACCAGCCAUGAAACUCACAGUCAUAGGAAUGGUACACUCCAACCCCAAGAGCUUUUCAGUGACACUGCUCUGUGAUCCAGUGGAUGCAAACAAAGAUGUUGGCCUAUUAUUUACAGUUAACUUCAGCGACAAAACCAUCACCCGAAAUGCACGAAUUGCUGGGAAAUGGGGGAGAGAAGAGAAGACUAUUCCCUACUUCCCAUUUACAGCAGGCGACACAUUUAAGAUGGAGCUCCUAUGUGAACACCAGCAAAUACGAGUCUUGCUUGAUGGACGGCAGCUCUGUGACUUUACUCACCGCAUUCAGCCUCUGAACUUGGUGAAAGCUUUGCAGAUUUCGGGGGACAUCAAGCUUACCAAAGUUGCUUGAAAAAAAAGGAGACCACAAUAUCACCAGGGGACAAAUGUACUUUCUCCUGUCUGAGAAAUGUUUUAUCUUUUUCUCCUGGCUGAUUCUGGAGAGUGGGGACUGUCUGUUUUUAAUUUGCUAAUGAGUUUGAAAGUCACACUUUUUUUCUCAUACAUAUUCAGCAAUUGCAGAGCUAUGGCUGGUCCAGUUAAAUCAGAGAUCCUUUGCUGAGGUACUCUCUUGGCCUCUCAAACUACAAGAUUUAUGAUGCUAUGCAGUAGCUCACGUCCUUAUGGUCCCCUAAGCCCCCAGCCAUUGCAGACCUGCCUCAAUCCUCUGUGGUGUAGCGGCUGUUACCCUUGUGACUAGAAAUGGGGAGUAUGCAGGUGGUGGGACUGAGAGAAGAGACUAGGAGGUUUUCUUAUAAGUGAAUAAGGGAGUCUGGUGGGUCCCAACAAGGCUCACAUUAUCAGGAGGGAAUCGCUUUCCUUGAAACCUCCCGGUGCUUCCCAGUACAGAGCUAUACAUGCCUUACCAGCAUCCCUGUCUCUUGCAGGUAGUGUUCUUGUGGAUUUCAACAGCUGUGGAUUUCAGAGUCUUCUCUGUACCAGCCCUAGGAAAUGAUAUCUAUAGUGAAACUGUAUUGCUCAUUCUUGUAUCUAAUUAAAAAUGCAUCUUUGCUGCA
Molecule: messenger RNA, 1194 nt
Organism: Colius striatus (speckled mousebird)
Lineage: Eukaryota; Metazoa; Chordata; Aves; Coliiformes; Coliidae
Product: galectin-related protein A
Exons: 4
Coding region: 99-530 (143 amino acids)
Molecular function (GO): carbohydrate binding
Source: RefSeq, a predicted model, not a curated record